Plasmodium cynomolgi strain B is the source of this 2571-nucleotide messenger RNA. RefSeq lists its product as hypothetical. The transcript has a single exon. Lineage: Eukaryota; Apicomplexa; Aconoidasida; Haemosporida; Plasmodiidae. The record is from RefSeq and is a predicted model, not a curated record. The annotation marks the transcript as partial.
GUACGGAAGGGUCGAGCAUAUUUUAAAAACCCAAUAGUUGUGGAUCUUACACUAUAUUGUAAAAAAAACAAACAAGAAUUUGAGAAAAAAAUAUAUUUUUUCAUCUUUUACAAAAUUUGUGGAAAUAAAAAACUCGUGAUAGGAAAGACUAAAAUUGAUUUCAGUCAAUUUGUGUCUACCUCGAGUCAGCUGUACAAUGUCUCCUUUGUCAUUUUAAAAAAUAUACUCAACUGCGGAACUGCUCACUUGAAGAUAUACUGUGGUACCAUGGGGGGAGGGGCACACGACAUCACCGCAGCAUCGGUAGACAGUGGGGCGGAGUUUCCCCCCACUCGCAGUUGUUCGCUGCCGCCAGGUGGAGGAAGCUCCAGCGUGGAGACGAACGCAGCUAGCAAAAAUGAUAGUGAUGGAGGCGGAAAUGGGAGCAUGGUGGGGAGCAGCUUCUCCGGCGAAGAAAUUAAUGAGGCUUACACGUGGGAGGACAUCACAACCAACUCAGAGAAGGCAAGCAACUGGAGUGGCAAAGGUCAGCAGUAUGAUCGCCCCAUUCGCUCGCGCGAUAACUCCAUUGAUGCCUUAAAACGGUCCAUAAAUAGUUCGCUACAAAAGUUGACGCGAAUGAACGGCCCGCGUUGGCACCAUGGACCCAGUGGGCCCAAUGCGAAGGGUGUUACUAUGCAAGUGAAACCGCCGAGGGGGGUCCCAAUGGCACACACAAAUGGGGAGAAAAAAGGCACCGAUAGAGGGAAAAAACCCUGCAGCGAGAGUGGAAAAAAAACCUGCAGCGAGAGUGGAAAAAAAACCUGCAGCGAGAGUGGAAAAAAAACCUGCAUCGAGAGUGCAAAACCCCCAUGCAGCGAGAGUGGAAAACCCCCCUGCAGCGAGAAAAAGACGCAGACGUACCAUCUGAAAAAAAAAAUAAACAGAGGGAAAAACAAAAAUGAAGCUAAUCAUCCAGCAUUGGAAGUACAAUCAGUUAUCCGAAAUAUGGAGAAGGCAAUAAAAAACGGAGAAAUAAUACAAAGCAUGAACAGGUCCGUUUUGAGACAAACCGGUGAGGAAGGGGAGACUCAGGGAGGGCACACAACAAGGCGUACACAGGUGCACACGCCGACACGCAGAUACGACGCGGUUAACAAUCUGAAGGAACGUUCCAACCCGAACGGAGUCAACUCUACGGGGGGGAAAGCGGAAUGCCAUCCGAGAGAGCAACAAAAUGGGCAAAGUAGCCAUCCCAGUAAUUACAACAUGCACUUGGUCGUGGAAGAAAAAAACUGUCAAGUUGGGAAGACAUCAAGUGGGGGGCUACCAAGUGGGGGGCUACCAAGUGGGGGGCUGCGAAAUGGGGGGCUACGAAAUGGGGAGCUACGAACUGGGGAGCCGCCAAAUGGGGAGCGACCAAUCCAAAAUAAUUUUCAUCACACAUGUAGAGAGUUAAGCAAGAUGAACUGGCCACUUGAACACAAUCGAGUGCAACGCUGUGGUGAACGAGAAGAACGUUUCGAACCCUCCAUGAUGGCACUUCGACACUUACUCCUCAUGAGUGCACAAUCGGCACACAAAUGGGACGACUACCAUUGCGUGGGAAGUUAUGACACUCCGUUGCGUCCUCCACAUGAUGGUUGUACCGUUUCGCGAACAAGAGAAGCGGUGUAUAGAAAGGGGCUCCCGUGUUGGGGGGAGAGAAACUACAAUCAAAUGGCACAAAAAUGGGGAGACGGAACUGACCAAAUGAGCACACACUUUGCAAGUAUGGAGUUUCCUAUUGGAGGUCCCACCAAUGUCGCAUGCCCCCACUCGUGCGCUACACGAGAAGAAGAAAAUUUUCUGUUUCGCUCGGUAAAUGGGAGAGGUCCCAAAGGAGGUGAAAUGGAGAAGAACCUUUUGGAUCCCGUCGGUGGGGACUUCUCCCAUGCGUUAUAUCGCAACUGGAGAGGAGUCACAAGAGAAGGCAUACACACACGGAGUGCCAAUCUUGGCAGCGACUUCGAACCGAAUGGACUAGCCAAUCGAUUACAUCAGGCACAAUUCUCAUCGCAACAUGGCUACCUUUUUAAAAAAGCCUUAAGUGGAGAAGAAGGGGCAGCAGCACCACAUGAUGAUCACGUAGAUGUGCAUAGCAACGAAAGGACAAGUAUUCAUUCGGAAAUUAAAAAAAUCUCAAGUGAGGAAAAUAAAUCCAUGAACGAGUUAAUCACAAUUCACAAGUUGGUAGAGGACAUGCAAAACGUGCAGCUUGUUAUUAAAGAAUUAACCGGUACAUUGGUCAGUAGUGGCCACAGAGGGGUGAGCAAUCAUGGGGAUCCAAACACAACGGAACAGACCCACUCCGACGGGGGAAACACCAUUUCACUUUUUUCUCCACCUUCCCAUGGGGGACCAAACAAAGAGAACUCAACGCAUGAUGGAAAUGACUCAGAUCACGAUUUGUCCUCUGGCGACGUGCAGAAAUACGAAGAAAAAAUUGCUAACCUUGUGCAGGAACUAAUGAACACUAAACUGCUCUUGGCACAGAGUGAAACAAAGAGGGAGGAGGAUAUGAACGAGAUGAAUCGGCGGUGCGGUAGUUAA